UUUUCCUUUUCAGUACAGGCAGAAGGGCGACUGAACGUUUAACUUAACUAUUUAGCAUUAGAUGUAGAGAGAGGGGCACGCUUCUUUUAUAAUAAGGUUUAAUAUCAUUCAGCAUCAUGCACAUGUACGCUAACUGCUCAGCUGUGGAAGUUCUGAACGACAACACAACAAUUUUCCUAAACAAUUUUUACCAGGCAGGGUGCAAUGGCAGCCUGCUGAAUAUCUCUGUGAACCCAUCAGAACUGGAUGACUCGCAAUUAAACAAAGAACAGCUAUUGAAUAAGUACAUGGGUCCCAAGAGAUCCACUUUCUUCACUCCCAUUUGCACCACUUAUUUGUUCAUUUUUGCUGUGGGGGCUGUUGGGAAUACCCUCACCUGCACAGUGAUUAUCAAGCACAGGAUUAUGAGAACACCUACCAACUAUUAUCUCGUCAGCCUUGCAAUCUCAGAUCUCUUGGUAUUGAUUUUUGGUAUGCCAUUAGAACUCUAUGAAAUGUGGAGCAACUAUCCCUUUUUAUUUGGUCUGGGCGGUUGCUAUUUCAAAGUGCUGCUUCUGGAGACUGUAUGUUUUGCUUCUGUUCUGAAUGUCACAGCACUUAGUGCUGAACGAUACAUUGCUGUGGUUCAUCCACUCAAGGCCAAGUAUAUGGUGACACGAACCCAUGCCAAGCAUGUUAUAAUAAUCAUUUGGGUGAUUUCAGUGCUGUCAGCAAUCCCCAAUACCAGCUUGCAUGGAAUCUUCUAUCUGAAGACCGUCAAUGGUGAGCGCAUCUGGGAGUCUGCUUUUUGCAUGCCCGUGAAGCCUCGUUGGAUGUACAAUCUCCUCAUUCAGAUUACCACCGUGUUUUUUUUCUUCCUGCCAAUGGGGACUAUCAGCUUUCUGUAUCUGCUAAUUGGACUGCAGCUGAAAAAGGAGAAAAUGCUGCAAGUGCUGGAUGCCAAAGCUGGAGGGGACAGCGAUAGCUUCCAGUGCAUGAGAAUCCAACAGGAGAAGCAGAGAAGACAGCAAGUCACCAAAAUGCUGUUUGUCUUAGUGGUUGUAUUUGGGAUUUGCUGGGCACCGUUUCACACAGACAGACUCAUGUGGAGCUCCAUCAACCUAUGGACAGCAGAAAUGCACCAAAUGUUUCAGUGUGUUCACAUCAUCUCGGGUGUGUUCUUCUACCUGAGCUCUGCAGUUAAUCCAAUCCUCUACAACCUGAUGUCCACUAGAUUCCGAGAAAUGUUCAAAGAAGUAAUGUGUCACAGCAGACAGAAGAGGUCAGGGUCAAUGAAGUCCUCUUCCAGCAUUACUAGGGUGACAACACACAGCACAGUUUGUGAGCAUGUGGCAAACAAUGAUCCUCCUAUGAUGGAUUUAAAAGACUCUGAGAUGUACUUGGAAUUGUGCAAGAAAGACAAAGAUUUCAUAUCACGUGGAGGAGUUCCAAUGAAGUAUGUGAUUGAAAAAUGAGAAUACAGAAACCUAAUGGUUUGAGGAAAUAAGGAAAUGGCCCAUUGUUACACUGUGGGCAUGACAGAAGAGAUGCUGUGCCUGUUUUCUGGCAUGCACGGGCUUAGUUUCAGCAGUCUCACAAGUCUGAUGAAAAUUAAGUGUUACUUGAAGACAAACUGAGUAUUUCAAAACUAGUUUGAGAGUCAUGUGAAAUACUAUAUGAUUUUGUUGUAAUAUUACUGUAAGUGUUCUGUUUUUACUUUUGGUAGCAACAUAUACAACAUAUCUCUCUAACAGAAUCACUUCGGGUUUGGGGGUGGUAUACUGGUUAAGGUGUUUA
Molecule: messenger RNA, 1776 nt
Organism: Protopterus annectens (West African lungfish)
Lineage: Eukaryota; Metazoa; Chordata; Ceratodontiformes; Protopteridae
Gene: NMUR1
Product: neuromedin U receptor 1
Exons: 3
Coding region: 117-1454 (445 amino acids)
Biological process (GO): G protein-coupled receptor signaling pathway
Cellular component (GO): plasma membrane
Molecular function (GO): neuromedin U receptor activity
Source: RefSeq, a predicted model, not a curated record